This is a messenger RNA of Eimeria tenella, 507 nucleotides long. RefSeq lists its product as uncharacterized. Lineage: Eukaryota; Apicomplexa; Conoidasida; Eucoccidiorida; Eimeriidae. The transcript is spliced from 4 exons. The coding region runs from base 1 to 507 and encodes 168 amino acids. The record is from RefSeq and is a predicted model, not a curated record. Gene Ontology annotation, biological process: regulation of DNA-templated transcription.
AUGGCCCGUUUGCCCGAAGGGGCGCCGCCGCCGGGGCUGUUGGCCACAAUUGCCCGCCUGCAGCACUUGAAGCGAAGAGGCAUUACUGUGAACGCCAAUAUAGACACUUCUCUUGAUUUCAAAAACCCUUAUUUGUUAGAAAAAAUAAUGAAGUUAUUUGGAAUAGACCCUUACUGCUCAAACAGCCCCGCGGCUCUUUCUUGCAAUCCUCUGGCGCACUUCGAGGCCGAGCCCGACGAAGGUCCUUUUUACCUUUUUGUCGCUAAGCGGCAAGAGCGAAGGAGACAGAGGAGAGAAAAACAAAGAGAAAUGAAAGAGUCGUUUGCUGCUGCUGCUGCUGCUGCUGCUGCUGCUACAGCAGCAGCAGCACCCCUAGGCUCUUCAGCUGUAUCGACAGCAGCAAAAUCACACCCCCCGAACUCAACUAGUAAGUCUCCUUCCAGGCCUCUACUCAGCAGCAGCAACAGCAGCAAAUGCAGCAGCAACAGCAGCAGCAGUUCGAAAUAG